AUGCCUUUUUUUACAAUACCUGCAAUUCCAUUUACAGUUAAAGUGGCAAUAGCAGCAGGUACAGCAGUUGCAAUUAUGAAAAAUAAAGAAACAAUAUUAGAAAAAUCAAUAAUAUUAUUUGAAUCAGCUACUGAAUUUUGUAAAAGGCAAUUAGAAGAAUCUAAGAUUAAAAAUGGAGAAGUUAAAUUUGCUGAUGAUUUAAAAGAUCAUGAAUUUAGUAAUAAUAAUCAUGAAGAAGAAAAAAGUUAUGGUAAGUCAACUAGUUCAAAUUUAAGAGAUGGUGAUAGUGAUUUUGAAAAUAUAAGUACACCUGAUACUACUGAUUUUCUGGAAAUUGAUACGGAUUAUGAACCAAAUGAUUAUGAUGAUGAUGACGAGGGAUUUGAUCACAAACAAAAUCAAAAAGAUAAUGAUAGCGAUAGUGAAACUGUUGCUUUUAAUCUGGAUGUCGCAAGUUUAGAUUAA
This is a messenger RNA of Lodderomyces jiufengensis, 465 nucleotides long. RefSeq lists its product as uncharacterized. The coding region runs from base 1 to 465 and encodes 154 amino acids. The transcript is spliced from 2 exons. The record is from RefSeq and is a predicted model, not a curated record. NCBI's taxonomy places the organism in Eukaryota, Fungi, Ascomycota, Pichiomycetes, Serinales, Debaryomycetaceae.